Molecule: messenger RNA, 1604 nt
Organism: Malus domestica (apple)
Lineage: Eukaryota; Viridiplantae; Streptophyta; Magnoliopsida; Rosales; Rosaceae
Product: GDSL esterase/lipase 5-like
Molecular function (GO): lipase activity
Source: RefSeq, a predicted model, not a curated record
UAUUAGUUCUGAGCCACGUUUUUCUUUAGUUUUUGGACAAAUAUUUUCAAUUUCUCAAAUUUAUUUUGACUUCUGCAACUCGUGUUGGCGAGAAGUCUUUUCUUAUUCAUCACCCAGAUGUAUUAAUUCCCAUGAUUUAUAUAUAGUCAUCUAAUUUCAAACUAAAUAGAAACAAAGUUUCUAUAUUUGUUUGACAUUGAUAUAACUUCAAGAACUUAAUUAUCAGCCAUGGAAAAGCAAAGCUCUGUUUCCGUCGUUUUGUUUCUUCAUGCAGCACUACUGAUCUCAACUUGUUUUGGAAGCAAAUCCUGGUCUUCAAAAAAACAAGUUGCCUUGUUCAUCUUCGGAGACUCUUACUUAGAUUCUGGCAACAACAACUACAUCAACACUACAACUCUCGACCAAGCAAAUUUCUGGCCAUAUGGAGAAACCUACUUCAAGUUCCCAACUGGAAGAUUCUCCGACGGACGUUUGAUGUCAGACUUUAUUGCUGAGUACGCUCACCUGCCAUUUGUUCCACCCUUUCUUCAACCGGGAUUUCGCCAAUAUUAUGGUGGCGCGAAUUUCGCAUCUGCCGGAGCUGGAGCUCUGGUGGAGACUUUUCAAGGCGAGGUCAUUAACCUUAAAACACAACUGAAGUAUUACAAGAAGGUAGAGACCUGGUUCAGACACAAGUUAGGCGAUGUUGAAGCCAAAGUGACACUUUCAAGAGGCGUCUACUUGUUCAACAUUGGAACCAACGAUUACAUAAGCCCUUUCCUAACCAACUCUCCCAUGUUAAAGUCCUACUCUCACUCACGAUACGUCGAAAUGGUUAUCGGCAACUUGACGAGCGUCAUCCAAGAAAUUUAUUCAGGAGGGGGUAGGAAAUUUGGGGUCAUCAAUUUGCUGGACUCGGGUUGUCUUCCGGGGGUCAGAAUAAUCAAGCCUGAAAAUAAUGGUAGCUGCUUAAAAGAGGUUUCGUCACUUGCCAAAUUGCAUAACAAAGCUCUCUCCAAACUUCUCUCCAAACUUCUCAUUCAACUUGGAAACCAGUUGGAGGGUUUCAAAUAUUCACUCUACGACUUGAACAGCAAUCUUAGAAAGAGAAUCAGGCAUCCCUCUAAAUAUGGUUUUAAGGAAGGGAAAACAGCAUGUUGCGGAACAGGUCAGUUUAGAGGAGUAUUUAGCUGUGGAGGGAAAAGAACAGUGAAGAAGUUUGAGUUGUGUGAGGAUCCAAAUGAAUAUGUGUUUUGGGACUCUUUGCAUCUCACUGAGAAGGUCUACAAGCAAUUUGCUAAUGAAAUGUGGAGUGGCCGGCCAUUGAACUCCAAGUCCACGACAGGUCUAUACAGUCUCAAGGAUCUCUUCCAAGACUUGUAAGUCUUUUGCAUCAAAUGUAACAUGCAGCCCAAAUUGGACACAUUAACUAUUAAUUUAUGGUAAACAUGUGCCUUAGAAACUUCAAAUUUUCAAUCUUUGGUUAUACAUUAAAAAAAAAAAAUUUUAUGAUUCCUCUACGCAAUAAUGUAAGUAAAUGAAUGAUAAAUUUACUUACGAAAAAUGAUAAUGUAAAGUAUGAGUCUCAUUUUUAGAAUUGAAUAAAGAAGUCGGUCCCACGUUGA